UCCUCCCUAAUCAGUACAGGAUAUACUAAAGCCCUCAGCUCGAUAUUGCAGAUCCAAUAUUACUUUCUUUAUUGAAAGAACAGUGAAAAACGUGUGCCGUCUAUCGAACAUCCGGUUAUUGCAAUUGAGAUAGAAUAUAACCUUUGACAAUGCAAUUUGGAUGCCAAUCGAUAUCCCAUGAGCUUCUAGCACUACCGGGGUUUUUACUAUCAUUGGUGCUCCCAAUAACGUUUUAUUCAGAUCAUAGUCCAAUCAAUCUGCCAGCUCUGGAAGAUGAUGACGGGAAAUGUGAAUUAAUCGGCACUUUUUCAUUGUUAACUCAAGCAUUUUUAGGACUUCUAUGUCUUUCUUCGUUGAUAGUGAAAAGAUUUUAUGAGUAUCCAUUGAGACGAUCCUGGUCUGUAUGGUCAUUUGAUGUUUCCAAACAAUUAAUUGGAGCAUUCGGUGUACAUAUUUUCAAUGUACUUCUUUCAAUUUUCAAGACACAAGAUUAUAAGGAUCCUGGUUUAAGUUUAAAUGGUGAUGAUUGCACUGGUAGCGACUGUAAUGAUGACUCCUCAGAAGAUCCAUGUGACUGGUAUUUUCUCAAUAUUGUGUUUGAUUGUACUAUUGGUGUUUACAUAUUAUAUCUUGUUUUCAAAUACGUCAACCGAUUAUGUAAAGAAUAUUUACAUUUCACUCAAAUAGAAUCUGGACAGUAUGGACCAGAUCCAAAAAAUCCUUCUUUCAGGGCUUUUUUGAAACAGUUAUCAAUUUAUUUCACUAGUUUAAUGAUUACAAAGUUCAUUCUUUAUGGUAUAGUCGAAUGUUUUGAAACCCAGCUAUUAUGGUUUACCGGACAUGUUCUCUUGGUCUGGCUUAAUGAAUAUCCAGACGAAUUUGAAAUUUUCAUUGUCAUGUUCGUUGUUCCAGUGGUGAUGAAUUGUUUACAACUUGUUUUGAUUGAUAAUUUCAUUCAAAACCAGAUAGUACACCGAACUAAUCUUCAGGCUCAUCAUUCAUCCAACUCAAUACCCCGUCUCAGUUUAGCAGAAGAAGAAAUAACUAGAUUACUCACUAAUUCUGAGUUAGAUCAAGGAAUCAAAGACCAUAGAACAUCAAAGAAACUGCAAUUAGAAAACGACCUUGAUAAGACUGGUAAUUCUAGUUUUGAUAAUGAUGACCCAAAGUUUCAAAAUUAUGGUUCACUUAAUGACGAUAAUGUAUAGUUUCUCCACGAU
Molecule: messenger RNA, 1220 nt
Organism: Hyphopichia burtonii NRRL Y-1933
Lineage: Eukaryota; Fungi; Ascomycota; Pichiomycetes; Serinales; Debaryomycetaceae
Exons: 1
Coding region: 150-1208 (352 amino acids)
Cellular component (GO): membrane
Source: RefSeq, a predicted model, not a curated record